This is a messenger RNA of Thecamonas trahens ATCC 50062, 1614 nucleotides long. Its product is annotated as glutamyl-tRNA synthetase. NCBI's taxonomy places the organism in Eukaryota, Apusomonadida, Apusomonadidae. The coding region runs from base 1 to 1584 and encodes 527 amino acids. The record is from RefSeq and is a predicted model, not a curated record. Gene Ontology annotation, molecular function: zinc ion binding; tRNA binding; glutamate-tRNA ligase activity. Gene Ontology annotation, biological process: glutamyl-tRNA aminoacylation. The transcript has a single exon.
AUGCUCAGGGCAGGCGCACGGAGCGCACGAGUGGCAUGCGGGAUGGCGCGGGUACUGAGCAGCAGCAGCGCGGUAGGCAGGGUGGCACUCGACGCGGCGCCGGCGACGACGCGGGUGCGGUUUGCGCCGUCGCCGACGGGCGCCCUGCACUUGGGCGGCUUGCGGACAGCACUGUUCAACUAUCUGUUUGCGCGGGCGACGGGCGGCGAGUUUGUGGUCCGCAUUGAGGACACCGAUGCGAGCCGGACGGUGCCGGGUGCACGCGCCGCGCUGCUGGACGCGCUGGCCUGGGCCGGGCUCACGCCCGAUGACGCGCCGGUGGCCGAGCCUGCCGCCGACGAUGCGCGGUUGGUGCAGUCGGCGCGAACAGCCGAGUAUGCGCAGGCGGCCGAAGCACUGAUGGACGCUGGUGCGGCGUACCGCUGCUUUUGCACGCCGGCCGAGCUCGAUGCCGAGCGGGAGGCUGCGCGGCGGGCCGGGCGGCUGCAGAUCUAUUCGCGUCGGUGCAUGGGGCUUGCUCCCGAGGAGGCGCGUGCGCGUGCGGCCGGCGGCGAGGCGCAUGUUGUGCGGCUCAAGGUCCCGCAGGGCUCGUCAGUUUUUCACGACGCAGUCUUUGGCACUGUCCGCGUCGCCAACGCCCAGAUCGACGACCAAGUCCUUGUCAAAUCGGACGGCCUGCCGACGUACCAUCUGGCCAACGUUGUCGACGACGCAGCCAUGCACAUGACCCAUGUCAUCCGCGGGCAGGAGUGGCUCAUCUCGACGCCCAAGCACGUGAUGAUGUACGAGGCACUCGGGCUGAGACCGCCGACCUUUGUCCACCUCCCGCUCCUGCUCGACACCGCCAAGCGCAAGCUCUCCAAGCGCGACGCCUCCUCGUCGGUCGACCACUACCGCCAGCAGGGCUUCCUACCGUCGGCGCUCCUCAACUUUGUGGCCUUUCUCGGCUGGUCGCCCAACGAUGCGGCGCUAGCCGGCGUCGACGCCCAGGCCAUGUCGCUUGAUGAUCUCGUCGACGUCUUUAGCCUUGACGACAUCAACAAGGGCGGGGCCAUCGUCGACUACGACAAGGCGCUCGCGGUGAAUGGGACGCACCUCGCGUCGCUGUUUAAGCCGAACCCGCCCAUGGCACCCGAGCAGGCCGCAGCCUCCCGGGCUGGCCUCGUUGCCGAGACAGCGGCUGCGCUGUCGGCUGCCGGCACCCCUGCAUCGGUCGACUAUGUCGACAAGGUGUGGGCCGAGUUUGCGCCGUCGCUCUCGCUAGGCAACGAGCUCGUUGCUACCGCCAGCUACAUGUUUGCGCCCCCGCCGCACACCGCGUGCGCCGCGGCCUCGGCCGAGCUGCACGCGCUGCCGCAGCUGGAUGCCCUCAUCACCGAGCUCGACGCGCUGUCCGAGUGGGAUGCCGAUGCCAUCAACGGCGUGCUCACUGGCUACCGGAACGCGCACAAGCUCAAGCCGCGGCAGGUCCUGUUUCCGCUGCGAGUGGGUGUGACCGGCGCCCGAGGCGGGCCGCCGCUGGCAAGUCUGUUUGCGCUGCUCGGCAAGGCCGAGUGCAUGGACCGGCUCCGCCGGGUGAUGUAGGUUGUAAGCGCGCGGUAAAGCUGGAAUUAC